Molecule: messenger RNA, 1071 nt
Organism: Acaulospora colombiana
Lineage: Eukaryota; Fungi; Glomeromycota; Glomeromycetes; Diversisporales; Acaulosporaceae
Source: the annotation of a GenBank genome assembly
AUGAAAUCAAUCUACGACAAGCUUGAACCAGAUGAAUUAGAAGAAUUGGAGAAACUUAAUCCCAUGCAAAAAUUCGAAGAAGCUCAAAGGUUAGUGAGAGCUCGUGAAAGAUUACGAAAAUCUACUCAGGAAGAUAAAAAAAGAAGGAAAGUCAAAUUGAUUAACCACUUGAACCUUCCUCCGGUGAGGAGAAAUUAUGGAGGAUGGGUUAAACAAACACCACUUCAGAAAGUACUUAGAAAGACACUUAGAUCGGGGGCAUAUGAACAUCGUACUCAUUUCACUCAGCUCGAGUCUGGUCCUACUAUGAUGACUGUUCCAGCGGAUUGGCUACAAGGUUCAAGGGACAGCAACCUUCGCUCCAUGAGUUCAUUGGCCACGGGUGGACCCAGUAAUCGAAUUCCGGCUCAAGUUGAAUUACCUUUCAAGUACCUUCCAACCAACACAAAGUCCUGUAGUGAGCGGCGCGUUGACACGAAAAUUUCAUCGGCAAAUAAUGGGGAAUUUGACCGAAAUUGCCAACAGCAAUCACCAUUUGGUCGCAGUGCCGCACUGGCUAGAUCUAAUAUGUCAUUAACACCCGCUUCCAAACGAGUCCAUGAGGCUGAAACAAUGGUAUCAGUGACAAAGCGUGCUCGUGCCGAAUCUUCUACAAAUGUAUACUCGACGAGGGUAAACAAUGCCUCCGCACGUUCCUCAACUCGCCAAUUAAAUGUUACUCACUCGAGCUCGCAACGGGUGGUCAAUUCAAUUUCUCGACCACAAAAGGUUUCUGACUCAUCAUUUUCGCGAGACCAACCAAUAUCAAAGCAACCUCGGACUUCUGUCCUUGAGAAAGCCUCGGCUCAUUCAAGAACCAAUAAAUCGACUACCAUUUCUUCACGUUCCAAUGUUUCCACCUCAAAAAAUGUCAAAUCAACUUCCGAUUCUUCUCGUCGAUUAGAACUUAACACAAUUUCCAAAUAUGAUAAUAAUACAAAAAUUAUAAGGUCAUCGUCUACUGCCAGCUCCGCGCCCGCAAAACUUGUUAAAACUGCUGCAAUCGGUAGUGGUGGAAAGGUUCUUCGAUAA